AUAUUGACGUGGUUUUUGCUGCGAGGAAGUCUAAAAACACAAUCAGGAAGUGCUCUUAGAUGCCUUCACUCGUGACUGAGGCGGAUUAAUGCACUGUAGCUCGCCUGAGAGUGCGUUGGAUGCUUGUAAAGUGAGACGGUAUCUCCACAAGGACCAUGACUAACCGAGUUGAGGACAAUCUCCAAUGUCCAUCCUGUUCGGACAUCUAUGAAGAUCCCGUCAUGCUGCCGUGUAGUCACAGCUUCUGUCGUGCGUGUGUGCAGCAGUGGUGGGAGCAGAAAGAAGAGCGAACGUGUCCACUCUGUAGAAAAAGGUGUAAUUCGAUGGAUCUACGUCCAAAUUUGUGUGAGUCUGAGUACAUUUGCAGCUUACAUAAGGAGAAACUGAAACUUUUCUGUUUGGACCACCAAGAGCUUGUGUGCCCCAUCUGCAGAGAUGCUGAAAUUCAUACUGGCCAUGAGUUCAGUCUCCUUGAAGAAAUUGUCACAGGUAACAAAGAGAAAGUCCAGGAAAGCCUGCAGGAUGCAAAGAAAAGACUGGAAGAAUACAAUGAGAUAAUGGAUGAGUGCAAUGAACAGGGGGCAUACAUCAAGGUCCAGAGGCAGCAGGUGGAACGCAGGAUUAAGAAGGAUUUUGAGGAGCUUUGUCAUCUACUGCAGGUGGAGGAGGAGGCCAGGUUGUCUGCUGUGAGGGAGGAAGAGCAGGAGAAGAGUUGCACGAUGAAGAAGAAGAUUGAGGCUCUCAGCACAGAAAGGGCCGCUCUCUCAGAUGCCAUCAGAAGCACAGAGGAGCAGGUGACAUCUGACCCUGUUUCCUUCAUAAAGAACUUCCAGACUGCAAUGACCAGAAUUCAGAAGCUCCCCGAGAAGCCCGAGCUGCUCCCAGGAGCUCUGCUGGACAAAGCCAAACAUGUGGGCAACCUCAAGUUCGCAGUGUGGGAACGAAUGAAAGAGAUGGUCUUCUACAGUCCUGUCAUUUUGGACCCAAACACAGCCGGGCCAAGACUCACUCUGUCUGAAGAUCUGACCAGCGUGAGUUGUCAAGAAGGACAGCAACGUCCAAACAAUCCAGAGCGGUUGACCUGGUACUGUGUGCUCGGUUCUGUUUUGGGCUUUGGAACACACACCUGGGAUGUGGAGGUGGGGCACAACAGAGACUGGAGAGUGGGGGUGAUGUGGGGGGACCCUUGUGUGCCUUACAGGAAAGAAUGCAGCAUUGAACUUCUUGAUGGUACCUACAGAAAGUUUGGUGACCAAUCUGAAUCCUUCUUUCCGUCAGUGAAGCCGCAGAGGAUCCGAGUUCAAUUAAACAUGAAUGAAAGAUCAGUUUCAUUCUCUGAAUCCAGUAAAAACACUCAAUUGUGGAAAUCAUAUCCUUCCGAUUGGCCAUGUUUGUCCGACAACAUAAACAUUUUUCCUUUCUUUAGGACAGUUGAUAAAAUUCCUCUGCAAAUAAUUCCACUUGGCCCUCGGGUUACGACUCAGUAAAUGAUUUUGGGGAUGUUUUGCUCCACAAUUAGUCUGAUUUGUUGUUUUGCAUGAAGUCAUUUUUUUUUCUCCCGAAAGGGAAGUUGACAUGGUUUGAUCUGUUCAAUAAACUAAAAAUAAAAGACUAUUUUGAAUGGAUACAAUUUUUUGAUGAAGAAUGUG
This is a messenger RNA of Syngnathus acus (greater pipefish), 1649 nucleotides long. RefSeq names its product tripartite motif-containing protein 35-like. NCBI's taxonomy places the organism in Eukaryota, Metazoa, Chordata, Actinopteri, Syngnathiformes, Syngnathidae. Gene Ontology annotation, molecular function: zinc ion binding. The transcript has a single exon. The record is from RefSeq and is a predicted model, not a curated record. The coding region runs from base 156 to 1487 and encodes 443 amino acids.